Molecule: messenger RNA, 723 nt
Organism: Cephus cinctus (wheat stem sawfly)
Lineage: Eukaryota; Metazoa; Arthropoda; Insecta; Hymenoptera; Cephidae
Gene: ND-ACP
Product: acyl carrier protein, mitochondrial
Exons: 3
Coding region: 71-508 (145 amino acids)
Biological process (GO): fatty acid biosynthetic process
Cellular component (GO): mitochondrion
Molecular function (GO): acyl binding; acyl carrier activity
Source: RefSeq, a predicted model, not a curated record
UAGACAAAUCUCGUGGGUCGAGUGUUGAGAACUUCACUCCCUUCACUCUGCGCUCUGAAAGAAAAGAAAAAUGGCGUCCCUUGCGCGUGUUCGUUUCCUCGCGCGAAAUACCGGUAUUUUAAGGUGUCUAGCCAGUCGACCGAUCCUUCAAAGGCCACCGACAGCCAAUGCUGCGAAUCCGAGACAGUUUCAUGUUCUUCAGGGCUUUGUGGACCCACGGGUCAAGCAAGUGCGCCACUACAGCGCCAGGGAACCACUUACGCUCGAUCUUAUCACCCAACGAGUGCUCUUGGUGCUCAAACUCUAUGACAAAAUUGAUCCCGCGAAGUUGACCCUCGAUACUCAUUUUAUCAACGACCUUGGAUUGGACUCGUUAGAUCAUGUAGAAAUCAUCAUGGCCAUUGAAGAUGAGUUUGGCUUUGAAAUCCCAGAUAUGGAUGCUGAGAAACUCAACAGACCUUCAGAGAUAAUACGUUACAUCGGGGAUAAGGAAGACAUCUACGAAUAGCAUCCUCCUCAUCCCUUAUAAUAAAUUAAUUAGUUAACAUCUAUUUCCUAAUGGAAACGUCAGAUUAUCACGAAUUACGUUAAAGCUACUUUACAUAGCUAGUAGCUUCGUACAUUUUACGUUUCUCCUGUAUAUAGACACAGUCUAUUAUUUGUGUAUAAUCGGUCUCAUUGUACGUUGUACGAAUAAAAUACGCCACAGAUUAUUAGAUCAAA